Molecule: messenger RNA, 255 nt
Organism: Blepharisma stoltei
Lineage: Eukaryota; Ciliophora; Heterotrichea; Heterotrichida; Blepharismidae
Source: the annotation of a GenBank genome assembly
AUGCUAAAUUAUAUUGAAGAUGAGAACUAUAAUUUGCAAAUUGCGUGGCUUGUGUAUCUCAAUAUAUACAAAGUUCUUAUCGACUCAUAUGAGAAGUAUUUAGCACAAUUUAAAUAUGGGCUUAUAAGUGAAAAUCAAAAACUUGCAACUCAAUGUGCAUUUUUCCGGCUCGAUAGAAUUUCUUUAUUUUGUGCUAAUUUAUUUAUGAAGACUAAAACUAUAAAGUUCUUAUCGACUCAUAUGAUGUGUACUUAG